GCAAUUAAGUUGGCAUACAAAGCAUGUGGCUCAACAAUUACAUCUUUCUAUAUUCUAUUUAGGCAUCUCUUAGGUAUGUCAUAGUUGAUUCCUACACAUUAGCUAAUCACAAACAAAUAUUAUGAAUCUCCUCAAGGAAGAUAGGCAGAGAUAAUUGUGAGUGUCAAACCAAGAAAAUGGAAGAUGCAAGACAAGAUGAAAUUGAGGACUCAUCGUCGCUGGCCCCUCCAUCUCCGGGAUCUAUGCAGAUUUCAGGGAGAAAUGGCUUUGGCCACAACAUAGAUUACAUGUCGCAAGUCUACCUCAGAAGCAGGAGCUGCUCGCAGAUUGAUAUAGAAUUAGAGGACACCUCAAAUGCCACCGACGACCGCCCACUUCCUAUAUUUCUCAAGUUUCAAGAUGUGGAAUAUAAGGUGAAAACAAGUCAAGCUACUUCUGCUAACCCCCUGAAGGCAGUUGCGACAAAAGUAGCCUCACAAAUUAAUCAAGACGAUUACAAACACAUUUUGAAGGGUAUUACAGGGAGUGUCGGCCCUGGUCAGGUUCUUGCUUUGAUGGGUCCUUCUGGUAGUGGGAAAACUACCAUGUUAAAGGUUAUAGGGGGGAGACUGCAAUUCAAUGUUAAAGGAACUAUCACAUACAAUGACAUUCCUUACAGUCCAGCUCUUAAAAGGAGGAUUGGUUUUGUGACACAAGAUGAUAUACUUUGGCCACACCUGACAGUGGAAGAAACUUUAAUAUUUGCUGCAUAUUUGAGACUCCCAGGAAGCAUGACUCGAAGGCAGAAAUACGAAAGGGUUGGCAUGAUAAUCAGAGAAUUAGGCCUUGAAAGAUGUCGAAAUACAUGCAUAGGAGGAGAAUUUAUUAAAGGAGUGUCGGGGGGAGAAAGAAAACGAACUAGUAUUGGUUAUGAAAUCCUGGUUGAUCCAUCAUUAUUGCUUCUUGAUGAACCAACUUCUGGCCUCGACUCCACCUCUGCCAACCGGCUCCUCCUCAGCCUUCAAGACGUGGCAAAGGCAGGAAGAACAAUAAUCACAACCAUACACCAGCCCUCAAGCAGAAUGUUUCACAUGUUCCACAGGGUUCUUUUGUUAUCAGAAGGCUAUCCUGUGUAUUAUGGGAAGGCCAGAGAUGCAAUGGAUUACUUCUCCUCAUUACAAUUUAUCCCAGAAAUAGCCAUGAAUCCUGCAGAAUUUUUGUUGAAUUUAGCAAAUGGUCAGAUGAACGACAUUACUGUCCCUGAUGAUUUACGUGCUCAUCAGGGGACUCUCGAAUAUGAGAAGGCUGUACUCAAGCAUCUGCGACUUAAGUACAAGACACAACUGGAGCCGAAAGAGAAAGAAUCAUAUUGUCAGACAACAAAAGCAGUAGAGCAUCUCCAAUUAGCCAUUCAAGGCAAGAAAGACUGGACAAUGAGUUGGUGGGAACAGUUCAAAAUACUGAGCAAGAGAACGUAUAGAGAAAGAUACAGAGAUUACUUUGAUGUGUUAAGACUGGCUCAAGCACUUGGAGUUGCAGUCCUGUUAGGUCUUCUCUGGUGGAAAUCCAGCAUCGAUACAGAAGCUCUCCUUCGAGAUCAGAUUGGCUUGAUGUUUUACAUCUGUAUUUUUUGGACAUCCUCAUCAUUGUUCGGAGCUGUUUAUGUUUUCCCCUUUGAGAAACUCUAUCUGGUGAAGGAUAGAAAAGCGGACAUGUACAGAAUAAGCGUAUACUAUGUGUGCAGCACAUUGUGUGACAUGGUAGCUCAUGUUCUGUAUCCAACAGUUUUCAUGACCAUACUGUACUUCAUGGUGGGCUUAAGGCGAACGGCUGAAUGCUACUUUCUGACAGUGGCUGCAAUCUUACUGGUAGCUAUCACGAGCCAAGGAGCCGGAGAACUAUGUGGCGCCAUAGUAAUGAGUAUAAGAAGGGCCGGAAUGAUUGCUUCUUUGGUACUUAUGCUGUUUCUUCUCACUGGAGGCUACUAUGUCCAGCAUAUACCAAAAUUUAUGCGAUGGUUGAAGUACGUGUCGUUCAUGUACCACGGAUUCAGGCUGCUGCUGAAAGUGCAGUACUCAGGGGACGAAUUAUUCGAGUGCAAUAGCAUUGGAGGAUGCAGGACAUUGCAGAGUUCUCCUUCAUUCGACACUGUGAAUUUGAAAGGUGGCUUGCAGGAAGUCUGGAUCUUAUUAGCAAUGUCAUUAGCUUAUCGUUUCUGCGCUUACAUUUGUCUUCGUAGAAAAAUCACCAACUAUCAGCUUUAAACCAUGUAUCUUUCCUGCAGUGAUCAGAAACUUGCAUGUCAGUGAGAAUUAUGACAACAUUUGAAGAUAGUAUCA
This is a messenger RNA of Daucus carota subsp. sativus, 2318 nucleotides long. RefSeq names its product ABC transporter G family member 26. The transcript has 9 exons. Gene Ontology annotation, cellular component: membrane. Bases 177 to 2243 code for a protein of 688 amino acids. NCBI's taxonomy places the organism in Eukaryota, Viridiplantae, Streptophyta, Magnoliopsida, Apiales, Apiaceae. The record is from RefSeq and is a predicted model, not a curated record. Gene Ontology annotation, molecular function: ATP binding; ATP hydrolysis activity; ABC-type transporter activity. Gene Ontology annotation, biological process: transmembrane transport.